AGAGCAUUUACACAUUAUACAUAGCCUGACACUCUACAACAUCCAAAGUCAAAAAAUGAUUUGUGAACAGGCAUCUCAGACAUCAACAUUGCAGUUGCACUUGGGAUACAAUGAUUCUUAUCCAACAUCUCGUAAAGUCUGUGAGAAUGAAUCACAUCUGAAAAAAUGCGAUAAAUCAUUAAUACCAGAUAUGGAAUUUGAAGAUGCCACAGCUUGUGGAAUUUGUUCAAUGUAGGGAACUAUUAUUGACUGAC
Acanthoscelides obtectus is the source of this 254-nucleotide messenger RNA. The record is from the annotation of a GenBank genome assembly. Lineage: Eukaryota; Metazoa; Arthropoda; Insecta; Coleoptera; Chrysomelidae.